CUCUUUCUGAAAAGCUCCAGGUUCUUUUUUUUUUUUCUUCUUCUUCACAGGAAACCCUCAACCUCAAUCGCCCAUCCUUUUCCUUCCCAUUUCCGCCAUUUCUGCAUUGGUUUCAAAAUCUCACUCAGAGAGAGAGAGAGGGAGAGAAUGGACGAGACAAAAGGGAAGCCGAAGGAUCAGAAGGAGACGGUCCCAAACCCGCCUGCGAAUUCUUCUUCGACCCUUCCGCCUCCUACUGGGGAAUCGGCGGUAAAGGAGGAAGAGCGGAAGGUUUUAGAGAUGGACGGCUCUGCCAAGGGAGGCAAGGUUUCCUCGUUGAAGUUAAGCGGCAACCCGCCGAGCUCUUCUUCUUCUUCUUCCGCUGCCACCGUUCCGACUGACCCAGAGCUCCAGAAGAAGUUCCGCCGGGCUGAACGGUUUGGGUUACCAGUGCAGCUGUCAGAGGAAGAGAAGCGGAGCUCUCGAUCCCAGAGGUUUGGUUUGUCAUCUCUUCAUGGACCAGGAGAAACAACAAAGUCAGAAGAGGACAAGAAGAAGGCUAGAGCAGAAAGAUUUGGUCUUCCUGCAGAAACCCCUGUGGAUGAGGAGGCAAAAAAGAAAGCUCGGUUAGCCAGGUUUGCACCUGUCACCAAGGUCGAUGCUGUAGAGGAAGAUAAGAGAAAAGCCAGAGCCAUCAGGUUUGCAAAGCCUGCGUCAGAUGGUACAUCAGAAGCAAAUGGACAAGUCAAGACUGAGAUGCUAGGAUCAGUGGGAUGAACAAGUCGUUUAAUUUUUGUAAGAUUUUGCGUUGUGCUGAUGAUCCACACUAAAAUGAACCGAUUGACGGCUAUGCUGUUAAGUGUUAAGAUAGAUGCACUUUGACAUGUAAUCUUUUUAUGGUCAAAAAGUGAUUUUAGAUUUA
Messenger RNA from Nymphaea colorata (pocket water lily), 901 nucleotides. Its product is annotated as protein MODIFIER OF SNC1 11. Gene Ontology annotation, biological process: poly(A)+ mRNA export from nucleus. Bases 148 to 756 code for a protein of 202 amino acids. The record is from RefSeq and is a predicted model, not a curated record. The transcript is spliced from 4 exons. Gene Ontology annotation, cellular component: nucleus. NCBI's taxonomy places the organism in Eukaryota, Viridiplantae, Streptophyta, Magnoliopsida, Nymphaeales, Nymphaeaceae.